GGGGCGGUGUCUGCUGCGCCAGGUUCUCGGGACGCACGUCUCCAGGUCUGCCUGUUUCUGGGAGGCGGGCGCUGUGCGGCGGAGAAGCGGCGGAGGCGGGUGAGGACUCGCGGAGGACUGGGCUUCAGCCCGGGAUAACCAACUCCCCUUCUCUCUUCUCUCGUGCUUCCCCAGGCGGCGGCAGUAGCGGCGGAGCCCCGGAGCUCUAGCCUUCCCAGCGUCCCUGUCCCUCCCCCCGCUGCACCCCGCCCGGGCAGAGAAGGGAGCGCGAGAGCCCGAGCCGCGGGCGGGCGGGCGGCGAAGAUGGCAGAGGCGCCGGCCUCCCCGGCCCCGCUCUCUCCGCUCGAAGUGGAGCUGGACCCGGAGUUCGAGCCUCAGAGCCGGCCGCGCUCCUGUACGUGGCCCCUGCAGAGGCCGGAGCUCCAGGGAAGCCCGGCUAAACCCUCGGGGGAGGCGGCCGCUGACUCCAUGAUCCCCGAGGAGGAGGACGAUGAAGACGACGAGGACGGCAGCGGUAGGGCCAGCUCGGCCAUGGCGAUCGGCGGCGGUGGGAGCAGCACCCUCGGCGCUGGAAUGCUCCUUGAGGACUCGGCCCUGCUGCUGGCCCCCGGAGGGCAGGACCCGGGGUCAGGGCCAGCCGCCACGGCGGGUGCGCUAAGCGGGGGAACGCAGACGCCGCUGCAGCCUCAGCAGCCGCUGCCACCGCCGCAGCCAGGGGCGGCUGGGGGCUCCGGGCAGCCAAGGAAAUGCUCGUCUCGGCGGAACGCUUGGGGGAACCUGUCCUACGCCGACCUGAUCACUCGCGCCAUCGAGAGUUCCCCCGACAAACGGCUCACUCUGUCCCAGAUCUACGAGUGGAUGGUGCGCUGCGUGCCCUACUUCAAGGAUAAGGGCGACAGCAACAGCUCUGCGGGCUGGAAGAACUCUAUCCGGCACAACCUGUCCCUACACAGCCGGUUCAUGCGUGUCCAGAAUGAGGGAACUGGCAAGAGCUCUUGGUGGAUCAUCAACCCCGACGGAGGGAAGAGUGGGAAGGCGCCCCGGCGGCGGGCUGUCUCCAUGGACAACAGCAACAAGUAUACCAAGAGUCGUAGCCGUGCAGCUAAGAAGAAAGCAGCCCUGCAGACAGCCCCCGAGUCAGCAGAUGACAGCCCCUCCCAGCUCUCCAAGUGGCCUGGGAGCCCCACGUCCCGCAGCAGCGAUGAGCUGGAUGCAUGGACGGACUUUCGCUCUCGCACCAAUUCCAACGCCAGCACAGUCAGUAGCCGCCUGUCGCCCAUCCUGGCAAGCACAGAGCUAGAUGACGUCCAGGAUGAUGACGCACCACUCUCCCCCAUGCUCUAUAGCAGCUCGGCCAGCCUCUCGCCCUCUGGAAGUAAGCCGUGCACCGUGGAGCUGCCACGGCUGACCGACAUGGCCGGCACCAUGAAUCUGAACGAUGGGCUGGCUGACAACCUCAUGGAUGACCUGCUGGAUAACAUCACACUCCCGUCGUCUCAGCCAUCCCCCACCGGCGGGCUCAUGCAGCGGAGCUCUAGCUUCCCAUACACCACCAAGGGCUCUGGCCUGGGCUCCCCGACCAGCUCCUAUAACAGCAGCGUGUUUGGCCCCUCGUCUCUGAAUUCCCUGCGCCAGUCUCCCAUGCAGACCAUCCAAGAGAACAAGCCAGCUACCUUCUCUUCCAUGUCACACUAUUUUACCCAGACACUCCAGGACCUGCUCUCUUCAGACUCACUCAGCCACAGCGAUGUCAUGAUGACCCAGUCGGACCCCUUGAUGUCUCAGGCCAGCACCGCUGUGUCUGCCCAGAACUCCCGCCGGAACGUGAUGCUUCGCAAUGACCCGAUGAUGUCCUUUGCCGCCCAGCCUACCCAGGGGAGUUUGGUCAAUCAGAACUUGCUCCACCACCAGCACCAAACCCAGGGCGCUCUCAGUGGCAGCCGUGCCUUGUCGAAUUCUGUCAGCAACAUGGGCUUGAGCGAUUCCAGCAGCCUUGGGUCAGCCAAACACCAGCAGCAGUCUCCCAUCAGCCAGUCUAUGCAAACCCUCUCGGACUCUCUCUCAGGCUCCUCCUUGUACUCAACUAGUGCAAACCUUUCCGUCAUGGGCCAUGAGAAGUUCCCUAGCGACUUGGACCUGGACAUGUUCAAUGGGAGCUUGGAAUGUGACAUGGACUCCAUUAUUCGUAGUGAACUCAUGGAUGCCGAUGGGUUGGAUUUUAACUUUGAUUCCCUCAUCUCCACACAGAAUGUUGUUGGUUUGAACGUGGGGAGCUUCACUGGUGCUAAGCAGGCCUCAUCUCAGAGCUGGGUGCCAGGCUGAAGGAUCACUGAGGAAAGGGGAAGUGGGCAAAGCAGACCCUCAAACUGACACAAGACCUACGGAGAAAACCCUUUGCCAAAUCUGCUCUCAACACACGGACAGUGACACCGUUUACAGCUUAACACCUUUGUGAACCCCAUGCCAUUUUCCUAACCCAGCAGAGACUGUUAAUGGCCCCUUACCCCAGGUGAAGCACUUACCUUGGAACAGAACUCUCUAUCUAAAGUAUGCAACUCUUCCUUGUAUGGGGGUGAUGCGCCACCUGCCAGCCAAGGACAGCACCCCGCCAGCACCGCCCACCCUCGAUCAGAGCACACCGUGAGCCCCGGUUGGCGACUGUGGUGUUUUCAUAUCGCAGUGGUUUAUGGGAUGUUUCAAGUGUUGUUUCGUGUUUGUUUUCCUUUGACUUUCUGAGUUUUUCACAUGCAUUAACUUGCGGUAUUUUUCUGUUAAAAUGUUAACCAUUCUUCCCCUGGCAGAUUUAAAAACAGAAGGAAACUGUACCAGUUACCAUUUCGGCUUUGGGCAUCACAGGGGUUUGAGCCGUGGAACUCCAUAAACUAACAAUUACAUAAACUAGAGGGGGUGUUCUUUCUUCUUCUGUUUGGUAGAAAACUAUCCUUGUCUGAGAACUGAACAAGGGCACAACUGUUUGCUGCGCGCACCAGGCCAGGACUGAGCCCUGCACAGACGGAACGAAUGGAACCCGGCCCCCCACUCAGAGUGCUUCAGUGCUGAGUCGGGGGCCGGGGGCCAGGCCCCAGCGCCUGGUCCGCAGUGGCCCGGUCAGUGGGCUUGGUGUCCUCCUGCCAGUCCCCUCAGCUGAUGCAGGGAGCAAGGAUGCUGCGGUGGUUAGAAAUGAGGAUCUUUUCAGGAAAGAAAUCCACUAAUUGCCAAAUGCCACUAAAGGAUUUAGUUUUAAGGAGAAAAGAAAAGAAAAAGUCACAUUUUGCUUUGCAGAAAAAAUGAACUUGCAGGUGAGCACCAAGUCCACAGUGAGAAACCUGUGAGAAGUACAAGCCCCAGUCAACGUAACGGGAGUUCUGAGUUCAUCGUUUUCCCAAAGACACACCCUGAUUCUUCCAGCCUUGCUGUGUAUAAUCUGAUCUACUAGACGUGUGUGAGUGAGAGGCAGUAGCAUACAGACUGAUUUUUUUAUAUAUAAUCUUAGAUUGUAAUUGUACCAGUGACAUGAUGGAGUACAAGAUGGGGCAGUUUCGACUUUCCUCCCCACUUUCCUGCUUCUAUGGAUUUCAUUUUGUUUCGUUUUCAAAAAGUUACGGUGCUGUAUAGGUGCUUUCUGUUUAACCUGGAAUGUAUGAUUAUACUGCUUACCUUCUUUGGUAGACCGAAUAGUUGGGAACACCUUUGGUACGUAUGAAACUGGUGUGACGACGCUCUGAUUAGCACAGCAUAUGCAUACUUCUCCAAAGUGAUAUACGAAGACUCUUUUCUUUCCGUAAAAUGCAUUAGGCAUAUAAGUGUAUAAAUAUAUUUUACCAUGUACAGUACAAAAAUGGAGCAUUCUGCAUGGACGUUAGGAACACAGGCUAGUAUUUCAGCACAGACCCCCCUGCAUGAGUUCUCGCUAGCGCUUGCACCGUGCAGUGGGCACCGACUCCCUUCCACCAACACAGACGUGCCGCCUGACCCCCUGCACUCACCAGAGGCCCCCAGAGGCCCCCUCCUGUACCUUGCUUUAUAAUCCCUCUGGGGGUAAUACUGGUGGUGAUAACAGCUCCUAGCAUAAUGAGAGUUCCAUUCGGUAUUGUCACACGCCUCUCCCGCCUCACUUGGGUUGUCCUGUUUGAGUGAUGGCCCUGUUGAUUUCAUCCUGCCUUCUACUGAAUCUGUAAAUUGUUGUGCAGUUGUGGUUAGAGUAGACCUGUAGCGUAUUGCCUUUCUAAACUGCUACAAGUUUAUAAUUUUCAUUUUAAAAGUAUGUAUAAUUUUUUUAAAUAUAUAUUCUAUUCACAUGGUCAGCUUGUCAGUGAGACAGACUUUUGCUUACUAUAUUUCUUUAUAUGAUGCUAGCCACUUCCUUGAUUCUUUGGUAGUCUGCUGCGUACAAGAACUGUCCGGUAUCAGCAAGAGAGGGCUGCCUCUCUGGGCGCCUAAGCACUGUUGCCCUGGGUGGAGUUGUAGUUCAGAAACCGCAGCAGUGGCCUGUGGAGAUGGGUGGUAUUGGAUACAAAGGAGAAUCCAGAGUGCUUCCAACACGAGGGCCCUGAGAAUUUCUCUCCUGAGCUCAAAGAAACAAGCAAACUAACAAAAUAGCUUUUUGCCUUUGCAGUUAGUUUUAUAGACCCCGGGAGCUACUUUGGGAGUAAGAAAGGCAACCAACCCUCAGAUGUUUUCAACUUUAAAUGUUGCAUUCCUUUCAGACAUGUGACAUCUGGUUUAUUCUCCCCCUCCCCCCGCCCCAGUGUUUGUUAGAUUGUCUUACAAAAUGUUCCAGAGUCAGAUUAUAAUUUAAUCUAAAAGAGCUGAGGGAGGGACUAACGAAAUAUGAGAGCAGGGCAGCCGCAGAGCAGGAAAGUGGAGGGGAAAGGGUGCUUCGAAUUUUUUAAAAAGGUUUUAUUUUUAGAGAGGGGAAGAGAAGGAGAGAAACAUCAAUGUGUUGUUGCCUUUUGAGCACCCGCCACACACACUUGGGACCUGGACUGCAACCCAGGCAUGUGCCCUGACUGGGAAUUGAACCAGCAACCCUUUGGUUCACAGGCUGGCAGUCAAUCCACUGAGCCACACCAGCCAGGUGAUUUUUUUUUUAAAUAGCAUCUACACGUAGAGAGUUGUGGAGCACUGAGGUCAAGGUAAAGUCAGGUGCCAGCAUCAGCCCCAGGAGGGGGUCAGAAUGGAACAGUUGGGCUGGGCCAGGGUGCCUUAGACCAGCCAGGUUCUACCGUGGUCGGACUGGACAGAGGUUUGUCCUGAGCCCUCUGUUGCUCAUACUGAGAUCUGCUUUCAGGAAGGACCAACUGUUGGCCACCACAUGGAGUUCUGAGUGUCAUGGGUUCCUCAUAGUAAGUUUUCUGAUCGGAGCAUCUCAGCAGAAUGUUUAGUAGCUUCUGGGGCCUGGCUGCUCUCAUGUUAGCAUUCUAAAGAGAACUACCCGAGGCAGCCCUCAGCCUUAAAACAAGCUGCUUUAGGGAGCCUUCCACUUUCUGAUGGGAAAUUGGAAGACUGACUGAUAUGGAAAGCAUGACAUGUCACAAGCUUCCGCUGUCCUGGUGCGGGCCCUGACCGCCAGGUUCCGUGUGCCCCGUUAACUGUGAAUGGUGCCGAGGCCGGUCUCCUAUGUAGCGCAGCCUCUGUAAUAUAAUGAUUGCUGAAACACAUGUUUAAAAACUUCAGAAGUUUCUUUCCUGUCAACAGGAAUGUCGUGCAUACACACAGACUGUACACACAUAGUACAGGCGGACUCGGUGUGUUCGGUGUUGGGUCUCGGCCUCGCCUGUGUGUCCCUUGCCCUCCCCGGGGAGAGGACCUCUGGGCUCGCUGCUCGGGACAGACAUGCCCACUCUCGAGGUCAUUUCGGUGGCUUCCAAACCUGUCAGACGGUAGGCAUGGUCUUCACCACUGCCCAGCAGACCCCCCCCACUUAGAGAAUAAGGAACCUUUGAAUCUCUUACGACUGUCGAGAGGAAAGAAGCCAAGCAGCCCCUUCCAUGUAGAGCGCUGAGGCCACGGGCUGGUGAGGGGAACGCAAAUGUUACCCUCCCCGAGUGCAGGAGCGGCACCCUGACAGUGCUGAAAUCUGAGUUCCUCCUUCUGGCUGUAUUUGGGGAACAUUGUAUGAUUAGGCAUAUUUUUUUUAAUUGACACAAGCAAAUUUUUGGACAGAAAUGCCGUCACUGGCUAAGAAGCCAGCCUCUCCUGGCGAUCAGGGCGGGGGAGGGGCACUGGAGGAGAAAGGAAGUCCUCCUGAAGCCGUGUCUGUCAGAUAGCACCUGAAAGCGAUGCCCAAGAAAUUAAAGAGAGAGUAUUAUUUUUUAUCUAAAUCUUUCAUGGGUAACAUUUUAUGCAGUUGGAGUGAAUGAAAUAUAUUCCUUUUGUCUAAUCUUAUUUGUAUGUAUUUUUCUUUGACAAAUGAUUGGUGACAAGGCCUCUGCCACACUUCAGAAAUAUUUGCGUGGCUGCUUUUAAAAAUUGUGUGUCUGGUCACUUAUUUCUCUAAAAUUAUCUAAUUGCCUGGCAAUCAGUCUUCUCUCAGAUACUUGUCCUAGCACAUUAUUUAUGUACAUGGGAAAUAUAAACAGGUAUGAAGGAGGACCAGAAAAAUUAGUUCAUCUUUUAAAAAAUGUAUUGUGCAUUUUGGCUUUACACGUUGAACUUUUUUUAAGAACAAAAGUUGCAUGAAUGGGGGGAAAAUCUGUAUACAGUAUCUGUAAAAUGGUCUUAUCUGUUUCAGUUUCUUGCUCAUACCCCAUACAACUAGAAUUAAAUAUGGUGCAUGGCCAACACCCAAGAGUCAAGCAGUCAGUACUCUGGUUCGAAGCGCCUCAUCCUUCCUUUCAAAGCGGAUACUAUCAUUGCAUCCUUACUGAGGAUUUUGUCUAACCAUAUGUUGCCAUGAAUUAACUCUACCGUCUUUCUUUUCAAGAAUCAAAGCCAGUUUGAUUUGGGAAUCUUCCCCUUUCCAAAUGAAAUAGAGAUGCAGUACUUAACUUUCCUUGGUGUUUGUAGAUAUUGCCUUGUGUAUUCCAUUUACAACAGUAACCUAGUUUGUAAAAGAGAUGGUGACGCAUGUAAAUAAAGCAUCAAUGAACACUC
This is a messenger RNA of Phyllostomus discolor (pale spear-nosed bat), 7095 nucleotides long. It is a transcript of the gene FOXO3, whose product is annotated as forkhead box O3. Gene Ontology annotation, molecular function: RNA polymerase II cis-regulatory region sequence-specific DNA binding; DNA-binding transcription factor activity, RNA polymerase II-specific. Gene Ontology annotation, biological process: regulation of transcription by RNA polymerase II. The transcript has 3 exons. Gene Ontology annotation, cellular component: nucleus; mitochondrial matrix. Lineage: Eukaryota; Metazoa; Chordata; Mammalia; Chiroptera; Phyllostomidae. Bases 304 to 2322 code for a protein of 672 amino acids. The record is from RefSeq and is a predicted model, not a curated record.